AUUGUGCUCGUCUCACGCCGGCCCAAGAUGGCGGCGGCGCUGGAGGCCCCGGGCCUGUGACCACAAAGAGGGAGCCGGGGGCUGGACGGGAGCGCGGUGGCGGCGGCUGAGGCCCAGGCCAGGCCCCCUCCCCUCAGCCUCCCGCCCGCCCUCCUCCGCCCGUCCGCCCCGCCCCCGACGGCGGGGCCCCGCCCCUCCCCCAACCGCCCGACUAGCAUGGUGCGGCGGCCGUGCGCGCCGACAUGGGGGAGAAGCUGGAGCUGAGGCUCAAGUCGCCCGUGGGGGCCGAGCCCGCCGUCUACCCGUGGCCGCUGCCGGUCUACGACAAACACCACGAUGCUGCUCAUGAAAUCAUCGAGACCAUCAGAUGGGUCUGUGAAGAAAUCCCGGAUCUCAAGCUUGCUAUGGAGAAUUACGUUUUAAUUGACUACGAUACCAAAAGCUUUGAGAGUAUGCAGAGGCUCUGUGACAAGUACAACCGGGCCAUCGACAGCAUCCACCAGCUGUGGAAGGGCACCACACAGCCCAUGAAGCUGAACACACGGCCGUCCACGGGGCUCCUGCGGCACAUCCUGCAGCAGGUCUACAACCACUCAGUGACCGACCCUGAGAAGCUCAACAACUAUGAGCCCUUCUCCCCAGAGGUGUAUGGGGAGACCUCCUUCGACCUGGUCGCCCAGAUGAUCGAUGAGAUCAAGAUGACUGAAGAUGACCUGUUCGUGGACCUGGGCAGUGGGGUGGGCCAGGUCGUGCUGCAGGUUGCUGCGGCCACCAACUGCAAACAUCACUAUGGUGUAGAGAAAGCUGACAUCCCAGCCAAGUACGCGGAGACCAUGGACCGAGAGUUCAGGAAGUGGAUGAAAUGGUAUGGAAAAAAGCAUGCAGAAUACACACUGGAGAGAGGGGACUUCCUCUCGGAGGAGUGGAGAGAACGGAUUGCUAACACAAGUGUUGUAUUUGUGAAUAACUUUGCCUUUGGUCCUGAGGUGGAUCACCAGCUGAAGGAGCGGUUUGCAAACAUGAAGGAAGGUGGCAGAAUCGUGUCCUCGAAGCCCUUUGCGCCUCUGAACUUCAGAAUAAACAGUAGAAACUUGAGUGACAUUGGCACCAUCAUGCGUGUCGUGGAGCUGUCGCCGCUAAAAGGCUCGGUGUCGUGGACGGGGAAGCCAGUCUCCUACUACCUGCACACCAUCGACCGCACCAUACUUGAAAACUAUUUUUCUAGUCUAAAAAAUCCAAAACUCAGGGAGGAACAAGAGGCAGCUCGGCGCCGGCAGCAACGGGAGAACAAGAGCAACACAACCACGCCCACCAAGGUGCCCGAGAGCAAGGCAGCUGUGCCCGCGGACACCCCCGUGGACUCUGGUGCUGAGGAGGAGAAAGCUGGGACGGCCGCUGUCAAGAAGCCAUCUCCCUCCAAGGCCCGGAAGAAGAAGCUGAACAAGAAGGGCCGGAAGAUGGCGGGUCGGAAGCGCGGGCGCCCCAAGAAGAUGAGUGCCACCAACCCCGAGCGCAAGCCCAAGAAGACCCAGAGCGCACUGGACCUGCUGCACGCCCAGACUGUGUCACGAGCGGCCUCCCCCUUGCCGCAGGAUGCGCACAGGCCACCUCACAGCCCAUUCUACCAGCUACCUCCCAGCGUGCAGCGGCCUACCCCCGAGCAGCUGCUGCUGGCACCCACCCCGCCCGCCCUGCACAGGCUGCUAGAGUCCUUCAAGAUUCAGUACCUACAGUUCCUGGCAUACACGAAGACCCCUCAGUACAAGGCCAACCUGCAGCAGCUGCUGGACCAGGAGAAGGAGAAGAAUGCCCGGUUGCUAGGCGCAGCGCAGCAGCUGUUCGGCCACUGUCAAGCUCAGAAGGAAGAGAUCAAGAGGCUCUUCCAGCAGAAACUGGACGAGCUGGGAGUGAAGGCGCUGACCUACAACGACCUGAUCCAAGCGCAGAAGGAGAUCUCGGCUCACAACCAGCAAUUGAGGGAACAGACAGAGCAGCUGGAGAAGGGCAACCGGGAGCUGAGGAGCCAGAGCCUGAGACUGCUCAAGGCACGGUGUGAGGAGCUGAAGCUGGACUGGUCCACGCUGUCCCUGGAGAAUCUGCUGAAGGAGAAGCAGGCCCUGAAGAGCCAGAUCUCAGAGAAGCAGAGGCACUGCCUGGAGCUGCAGAUCAGCAUUGUGGAGCUAGAGAAGAGCCAACGGCAGCAGGAGUUGCUGCAGCUCAAGUCCUGUGUGCCGCCUGAUGAGGCGCUGACCCUGCAGCUUCGUGGAAAGCCAGAGGCCGAGCCUGGCCGGCUGCACUUAGAGCUGGACUGCGCCCGCUUCUCCCUGCCGCCCUUCAGCAGCUUGAGCCCCGAGCUCUCCAUGAAUGGCCACGCGGCCGGCUAUGAGCUCUGCAGCGCACUGGGUCGGCCCUCGCCCAAGCAGAACACCCCCCAGUACCUGGCCUCCCCACUAGACCAGGAGGUCGUGCCCUGCACCCCCAGCCACAGUGGCCGGCCACGACUGGAGAAGCUGUCUGGGCUGGCCCUGCCUGACUACACCAGGCUAUCCCCUGCCAAGCUGGUGCUGCGGCGCCAUCUGAGCCAGGACCACGCGGCCAGCGGCAAGGCAGCUGCUAGUGAGCUGCACCCACGAGCCGAGCAUGCCAAGGAGAACGGGCUCCCUUACCAGAGCCCUGGCAUCACCAACGGCAUCAAGCUGAGCCCACAAGACCCCCGACCUUCAUCCCCCACGGCUUUACAGAUGGGAGAGAAGGGCCCCGAGAAGGGUGUGAAGGAGCGUGCCUACGCCAGCAGUGGGGAGGCCAUCACCAGCCUGCCCGUCAGCAUCCCGCUGAGCACCGUGCAGCCCAGCAAGCUGCCCGUCAGCAUCCCUCUGGCCAGCGUGGUGCUGCCCAGCCGCGCCGAGAAGGCGAGAAGCACACCCAGCCCUGGGCCGCCGGCCCGAGAGUCGUCAUCCACGCUGGAGAAGCAGGUGGCUGCUAACGCCCAUGGUACCGGGGGCAGUGCUUCCGGGAGCAAGAGCCUCGCCCUGGCUCCCACAGGAUAUGCAUACACCGGCUCGGUGGCCAUCAGUGGGGCCCUAGCGGGCAGCCCGGCACCCCUCGGCCCUGGAACCGAGCCCCCAGCCCUGGACGAGUCCUCCAGCUCUGGAAGCCUCUUUGCCACCGUGGGGUCCCGCAGCUCCACCCCGCAGCACCCGCCCCUGCUGACGCAGCCACGUGCCUGUGGCUCGGCCUCACCGGCCCCCCAGCUCUCCGCCAGCCCCCGGCUAGGCGCCCUGGGCCCGCUUCCUGACUCUGGCAAAGGGGACCUGCCCUGUGAGGCCAGCUUCUCAGACCCUGAGAGCGAAGCCAAGAGGAGGAUCGUCUUCACCAUCUCGGCAGGCGCCAGCAGCGCCAAGCAGUCACCUUCCAGCAAACACAGCCCUCUGCCUUCGGGUGCCCGCGGGGAUGGUGGCCAGGGCCAUGGGCCAGACAGCCGCAAGCGGGGCCGGAGGAAGCGGGCAUCAGCGGGGACCCCCAGCCUGAGCUCGAGUGUGUCCCCCAAGCGCCGGGCCUUGCCAUCUGUUGCUGGGCUUUUCACGCAGUCUUCAGGGUCCCCCCUGAACCUCAACUCCAUGGUCAGCAACAUCAACCAGCCCCUGGAGAUCACAGCCAUCUCGUCCCCUGAGAGCUCCCUAAAGAGCUCACCCGUCCCCUACCAGGACAACGACCAACCACCCGUGCUCAAGAAGGAGAAGCCCCUGAGCCAGACCAAUGGCGCCCACUACUCCCCGCUGACCUCGGAUGAGGAGCCAGGCUCUGAGGAUGAGCCCGGCAGUGCCAGAAUUGAGAGAAAAAUUGCAACAAUCUCCUUAGAAAGCAAGUCUCCACCAAAAACCUUGGAAAAUGCAGGUGGCAGCCUAACGGGAAGGAAGGCACCGCUGGCCAGCGAGCCAGUCAACAGCAGCAAGUGGAAGUCCACCUUCUCGCCCAUCUCCGACCUGGGCCUGGCCAAGGCAGCCGACAGCCCACUGCAGGCUGCCUCCGCUCUGAGCCACAACUCCCUGUUCGCUUUCCGGCCCGGCCUGGAGGAGCCCAGUGCGGCCGAUGCCAAGCUGGCCACCCACUCCAGGAAGAGCUUCCCGGGCACACUGCCGGGGGCGGGCGGGCUGAGCCCCAGUAGCCUUCCUGCCAGCAGCUUCGCCCUGGGCGGGGGCCUAGCAGCUGACCUCAGUUUACACAGCUUCAGUGAUGGUGCUUCUCUCUCCCACAAGGCCCCCGAGGCAGCUGGCCUGGGUGCCCCCCUGAGCUUCCCCGGCCCACGGGGCAAGGAGGGUGGCGCCGCAGAGUCUGGCCCCUUUGCGAACAAGCGGCAGCUGGACGGACUGGGCCCGAAAGGCGAGGGGGGCCUUCCCACGUGCGGACCCCCAGACAAGGCCUCAACAGCGCAUAGCAAGGCCGGCAAGGGUCGUGAGCGCGAGCCCGAUGUCAAGAACGGCCACAACCUGUUCAUGGCCGCCGCCGCCGCACCCCCUGCAGGCCUCCUCAGUGGCCCAGGUCUUGCCCCAGCGGCGUCCUCGGCAGGUGGCGCAGCCCCGUCCGUGCAGACCCACCGCCCCUUCCUGGGCACCUUUGCCCCCGGGCCACAGUUUGCGCUGGGCCCCAUGUCGCUACAGGCCAACCUGGGCCCGUCUGUGCUGCAGUCCCUGUUCAGCUCCGUGCCCGCCGCCGGCCUGGUUCACGUCUCGACCGCCGCCACCAGACUGACCAACUCGCACGCCAUGGGCAGCUUCUCCUCCGGGGUGGCCGGCGGCGCAGUUGGAGGUUCCCUUCCAGGGCCCCCUGAGGGGGGAGAGGCUGUGCCCGCGUGUCCCUUUGGGUCCACUUUGCGCCCGCCACCUCGUUCCUUUUCACGAAACGCAGCCGUGACGGUCGUGUGGGCAGAGCACUCGGGCGUAACUAGGAUUUCUACCUCAACCGCGAGACUAUGCAAGGGCGGGCUGGGCCGGCGGCGCGGGGCCCCCCACGGGACGGCGAGGACGGAUGGAGGCCAGAGAACAGGCUCUACUGUGAAUCAGCGCCGCGCAGACCUGCGGAGACGGCUCGCUGGGGCCCAGCUCCAGCCUGUACUGUCCAUAGUUUUAGAUAAAGUAUUUAUCGUUUUUUAAAAAGUAUAAACAACUUUGACUUAUUUUAUUCCACCGAAGCCGUAAAGGCAACCUAUUGAGAGAUGUAGAUACUAUAUGUGAAAGGAUCUAUGUAAAGACGUCCAUCCGCCCGAGGACUGGCCGCAGCGGGGACCGCCAGCCGCCCGGUGCUAUCUCGUCGCAGGCCGGCCUCCACGCUCUUGGUGCUGACUCUCGGGGUUGACCAAUGCCGACGCCAGGCCCUGUGCCCACCCUGUUUAUCUAACGCUCUUCCUAUACCAAAGGCCCCAGCUCCAGGUGGAGGCCCGCCCCGCCUCGCACUGUGAACGGCCUCGCUCGGCUCCUGGGUCCACAUCACGCCUUUGGCAUAGGAAUGGUGGCCGCGCAGCCAGGCUGCAGCGGGGUGCCUCGAUGAGGGGACCCGUUUGAGUGGUGCUCGCGAGGAGGGUCUGGAACCCGCCGUGUGACAAGUGCAUUUACUUUUGUACGUCUCUGCUCGUCCGGUCCCGUGCCACGGCUGCCCAGGGAGGGUUAGUGCCGGUGGUAGCUGGGGACGGGGGUGGUUAGUCGUGGGUGCCUGGUGUGUCUACAGGGGAGUCACGCUGACAGGUGACAGUAUUUUAUAGAGAUGUGAUGAAAAUUUAUAAAUUUCAUAGACUUGACUUCAUUUAUUUUUAGACUGUAUGAUGAAUACACAGUAAACUAAAGAGAAAAAGGAAGAAAGAAAAGUGAGGGGAAACCUUGCUGUUUAUUCAAGUGCACAGAGGUGCUGGCCCAGGGCACAGCUGGCCUGCCCACCCACCACCCCGCAGCUGGAGUGACACUCUCCCCCCGCGCUCCCGCCCCCAGCAGCCACAGUAGUGCUGCGGGAGGGAUGUGGUGGGGUGGCAGGGCAGGAGUGCUGGUCCCUGAGGCUCCGAGGUGGUGGGUGGGGCUCUGUCCUCUGCACAGCGUCUGUGACUGUGCUGGGUCCUUGGUGCAGCGGUGUUGUCUGUGUGCCUCCCUGGAAGGGCCAAUGUUGGCCAAAGGUGCUGGCAGGGGGCCCAGACCCCAAGGUGGGCAUUCAGAGCCCUGUCCUCAGGUGCUCACCGCCCCCACCACCAGGUGGCACCCCCCCAAGGAGAGCAGGAGGUGGGCCUCCACAUAGGGAUCUAACCUGAGCCUUCCCCAGCCUGGCCACCACCACCCACCCCUGCAGAGUGGGGCCCUCUGCUGUCCCCGAGGAUCAGUAUGGUAGCUGAGCCCCAGCCCGCCUCCUCAUUCCUGGGGUGAGUCUGGAGCCAGCCUUUCUGGCAGAUGGAGGCCCCGCGAGAUACAGGCCACAGGGUCAGAGCAGGACAGUGUCCCACCUCUGGCCACUUCUGCACUGCUGAGAGCAGCAGUUGAAGCUGGAGAUGGAGCCCUCCUCCUGUGACCACCGGCCCUGCCCUGCCCCCUCCACCCCAGGUCGGUGCUCCUGGUGGGUGUGUGAUGGUGCUGUCCUGCCCCCUGCCCCCCACCCCUCUUCAAGAGGCUCCCCACCCCCAACAGAAAGCUGCGGGGCUGCCUGAGGAGCCCCAUCUGAACAAAUGACACUGUACACAAACACUGCAUGGCUUGCGGGCCACCAUGCCUUGUCUGCCCUCCAAGCUACAGGGACAGACACGUGCACAGGGCCUGCCCCACAGCGGGGCCAGCUUGGCCUCUCCACACCCACCAUCCUGCCCCAGCCCCUUGCCUGGGCCUGGGAGCCGCUGCCACAGGAAGGAGGGGGCGCCAGGGUGUUGGGCGUGGGGAGGAGCCCCGCUGCUGCUGUUGACCCGGGCGCUCCACUCCACUCCAGGAAGUCCGAUGGCUACGGUCGCUUUGCUCAGGAAACCCUAACAAUGAAGACACCCUCUGGUCAGGGGACACAGCCCUCCAUUUAGCUACAAGUCAAAUCGUGACCUAUUUAAGAUUCCCCCAUUAUUUAUCCUGCCCGUCCACUGUAGGACUGUUUGUUCUCACUCACACAUCCAUCCACGCUCGCUCUGUCACACCUUGGUUUGUAAUGCAGAUGGGCUUUGCUUUGUCGUUUUGGUAGCCUGUGUUUCAGUUGGGGCGCUAACUCCCCUCGCUUCCCAAGGGAACCCCACUGCACUGCAUAUCCAUCUCUAGACGCUGUAAUAAAAUACCUGUUUUCACUUGAA
This is a messenger RNA of Cervus elaphus (red deer), 7297 nucleotides long. It is a transcript of the gene DOT1L, whose product is annotated as DOT1 like histone lysine methyltransferase. Bases 243 to 5150 code for a protein of 1635 amino acids. Gene Ontology annotation, cellular component: nucleus. Gene Ontology annotation, biological process: DNA damage checkpoint signaling; DNA repair; regulation of transcription regulatory region DNA binding. Gene Ontology annotation, molecular function: histone H3K79 methyltransferase activity. The record is from RefSeq and is a predicted model, not a curated record. NCBI's taxonomy places the organism in Eukaryota, Metazoa, Chordata, Mammalia, Artiodactyla, Cervidae. The transcript has 29 exons.